Messenger RNA from Diospyros lotus (date-plum), 2609 nucleotides. Its product is annotated as APO protein 3, mitochondrial-like. NCBI's taxonomy places the organism in Eukaryota, Viridiplantae, Streptophyta, Magnoliopsida, Ericales, Ebenaceae. The coding region runs from base 906 to 2105 and encodes 399 amino acids. Gene Ontology annotation, molecular function: RNA binding. The record is from RefSeq and is a predicted model, not a curated record. The transcript is spliced from 4 exons.
UUCCUCUCUCGGUCAGCCCAGCCCACGGGGGCGGAUUUGGUUCAGCGCCCACCGCCUCUGGCCCUCUGCAAACCCUGCUCCGCCCCUGCCCAUCUGCAAACCCUUCUCCCUCUCUCGCUCUCGCUCGCUCCGUAUCAGAAGCCGCCCGCGAGAAGCAGCAUCGCCGUCACCAUCAUGGUGCUGUGAAGCUUUUUGUGUUCGGAGACUCCUAUGCUGACACUGGAAACUGUCCCAAACCAUCCGCCGCCUCCUGGAAGGAACCAUACGGAUUCACUUUUCCCGGCACACCGGCCGGCCGCUUCUCCGACGGUCGUGUUCUCACUGAUUACAUUGGUCCUUGAUUCAUGCCGCCUGAACGUUGAGGCAGCUUAUUAAAAACAAAAAAAAAAUACCUUUGAGUUUUUUUAAUUACAAACUGAAAAUUAUUAGUUUUCUUAGUUCAAAGGAAAAUAUAUCAGGUGACAGCUACAGGUACGACUCCAUUCCCAUUCAAAUCCCUGCAGUAAAAAACUGAACCAAGUUAAUCAAUCCUGUUCCUCUAAAGUUCUUCGAUCUCUUAUACAGAAUGAAAUAAUUCAUUUGGUACCAUGUUAUGUUGUACCUAGUAGUGCUUUGAGUUUGAGUAUUUGGGUGCUCUAGACCACCAUUUUAUGUGGGUACCAUCAUUUCAUUUAGAAGUUGACUUCAACUUUUAGAAUCACACUGGGCAUGCCCUUUUUACUCCCUUCUUCAUCUCUUUUUAGAUAUUUGUCUUUCUAAAUUAAAGUCAUAAUUCUCAAUUAUGUUUCAAGCACUUGUCACUAAAAACAACAUAUCGAGUCUUAAUCUCACUAUGUGGGAAAGCACUUUGCCAGUAAAUCUAAUCUAAAAAAUUAUCUUAAGUAUGUUGACAGAGUCUCAGACAGAUGUUUACUAGACGAGUGAAAAGCGUUAUACAGAGAUCUAUUGCAAAGAUUGAUAAUAAAGAAAAAUUGAAGCCCCCCUAUGCCUUUUACUCAUCUGUGUCAAGCUAUACCGAGCUGCCAAGGAAACUUAAGAACUCUGAGAGGAAGCCAUGGGUAACAAGUAUUACCGAACUCAAGCGUAAAGCUAGGUUGGAAAAGAAAGAGAGGAAGGUGGUUCGAGAAGUUUCUUUAAAUCCUCCUGAAAAUGGUUUAUUGGUCAAAGAACUAGUCCCAGUUGCACAUGAGGUUAUUUCUGCAAGAGCUGCGCUAUUUGAUUGCAUUACAGGGGUUUCCAGAAAUAUUCAAAUCUAUGCAUGCAGCUUGUGUGGAGAAGUUCAUGUUGGUCAUCCUCCACAUAAGAUAAAAACAUGCAAUGUCUCUGGUAGCCCUAGAAGCAAAGAACACAAUUGGGAAAGAGGAGGUGUGGAACAUGUUAUGCCUCUUGUGGAGUCUUUUCAUCUGUAUGACAGAUUGGGGAGAGCAGUUUCACAUAAUGAGAGGCUUCAAGUUGAUCGAACACCUGCCAUUGUAGAAUUGUGUAUUCAAGCAGGUGUGGACAUUCCUGAUUCCCCAACAAGGAGAAGAAAGUUCCCUGUAUAUCAUGUUGCUGGGAGGGUCCUGGAUUUUGAGCGAAGGUUUCCCAAGGAUGAUUCUUCCGGUAAUGAUAUCAAUGCAUAUGGGUUUUGGGGGAAAAGGAAGAAGUUCAGUGAAGAUGAGAAGUCCUUAAAUUUUCCAUGCGAUGAUAUAAAAGGCCUCGCUGUACAAGGCAUACAAGCAUGGGAGAAAAUGAGGUCAGGAGCCAUGAAACUUAUGCUGAAGUAUCCUGUCCAAACUUGUGGUUAUUGCUCUGAGGUCCAAGUGGGGCCUAUGGGUCAUAGAGUGAGGCACUGUCAAGCAUACAAGCAUCAGAUGAGGGAUGGACAACAUGCCUGGCAGGAGGCAACAAUUGAUGAUCUUGUUCCUCCAGUGUAUGUGUGGCAUGUGCGAAAUCCGGGGGAUGAUGGCCUACUUGUGGAUGGCUUAAAGAGAUACUAUGGAAAGCUGCCUGCAGUGGUGGAGCUGUUUGCUCGGGCUGGAGCAUGUGUGGGAGAAAACUACAUUGGUUUGAUGAGGGAAGAUGUUGCAGUGCCAGGGUUGGAUGUAGAAAAAUGGGUUGUAUGAAACUCCUUUCAUGAGCUGUGUCAUUGAGAUGCUGGGGCAAACUUUUGAAGAUUCCAGAAUUUGUGGCUUCAGAAAUCAAGAUUCUUUCAAGGUGUGUUUUUUAUGAUGGGUGCGAGCAUGCUGCAAUUAAAAAAAAAAAAAGACAGACAUGAGACUCUGCAGUUCAUUAGGGUUGAUGCAAGAAAGCUGAAGUUACACACAGCCAAAAAAUAAAAAGAAAAAGAAGAAGAGAAAGGAAACCAGACUUCAACAUGCUACCUGUAUACUGGUAAUCCUUUGAUAAAUUUUAGUGGAGAAGCAAAUAGGCAACUGAAAUGCUAGCUAGAUCUGUAAAUUUGUUUUUUGGUGAGCUUUCAUUCUUAGAAUUUUGACUUCAGAAAUUGGUUUUCUCCAAUGUACUGGUAAUCACCGGAGGAUGAGCAAGUGGGGAAAAAUUGUACAAAACCUGCAUGAAGAGAUUUGGAAUGAUCAUACUUGUGAUUUUGUUUGUUGGGUUUUGUUAUU